This is a messenger RNA of Xiphias gladius (swordfish), 2254 nucleotides long. Its product is annotated as E3 ubiquitin-protein ligase TRIM50-like. NCBI's taxonomy places the organism in Eukaryota, Metazoa, Chordata, Actinopteri, Istiophoriformes, Xiphiidae. Bases 151 to 1668 code for a protein of 505 amino acids. The transcript is spliced from 9 exons. Gene Ontology annotation, molecular function: protein binding; zinc ion binding. The record is from RefSeq and is a predicted model, not a curated record.
ACUCUGUUUCAGUCUAACUGGUUUAACUGAAGUCUGGAUGGUCUGUUUUUAUGAGGACUUUGCUCUCUAGGAUUUUACUGGUUCCGUUGCUUUUGGUCCUGUUGGUGAUGGUCCUGCUAGCCCCUGGUCCAAGUUUUGGGGAUCAGUGAUAUGGAGCGUCGUCAGAGUCUGGAGGAGCAGCUCAGGUGUCCCGUCUGUCUGGACGUCUUCACUGAACCACUAAUGUUACAGUGUGGACACUCCUACUGCAGGUGUUGUGUGCGCUCCAUGACAAUGGACCUGCUUGGCCAGCUGCAGUGUCCUGUGUGUCGCUGUGCGGUGGACGGAGACAGUCCUCCUCCCAACGUUAGUUUGGCUCGAAUCAUUGAGGCUCUGCAGGAAGUGAGUGUUUCAGGUGGAGCUCAGCUGCAGUCGUGUCCUCAGCACCACAACCCACUCAGCCUUUACUGCGAGGACGAACAAACGGUGAUUUGUGGCCUCUGUGGAAGCAUUGGUGUUCAUCGCGGACACAAAAUCACACCUGUGAGCGCCGUCUACAGCCGCAUGAAGGAGGACAUUUCCUGUCUGAUGACGGAGUUCCAGCAUCAAAAGCGUAAACUGGAGGAUCAGAUCUGUAAAAUGGCGUACAACAAAUCCAGGAUCACUUCAAUAGGAGGUGACGAUCUUCGCUGCUGCUCUCUGUCCAAUCAGAAUGAGUCUGACGUGCUGAAGUGGGUGGUGAGGAAGGAGUUUGGUGAACUCCGACGUUGUCUGGAGGUGGAGGAGGCGGGGUUCAUGCAGCAAGUGGAGACAGCCACCUCUGUCCUCAUCUCAUCCCUCCAGAGCCAGACAGACCAAUUAAACCAGAACCUGAAUCGGAUGCAGGAGGCCCAAAACACCCUGCAGGACCUGAGCAAUGAGGGACACCUGGACUUCAUCAUGAAGUACGGAUCAAUCGCUCCAAGGUUCAGAGAGAGUAAGGAGCUCCAGCAAAGAGAGGAGAGACUCUUCAGCUCUGUCAACUUCCGACCAGGUUUCAACCACAACGACAUCAAACUCACCGUGUGGAAGAGACUACAUCGAAAAGUCCUGCCAGCACCAGAGCUUUUGAAGCUGGAUCCUCAAACUGCUCACCCGAUGCUGGAGCUCCAUCAUGGGGACACGGUGGUGGUCUGCGGGGCUCUGCUGCGGAGACUUCCUGAUAAUCCAGAGAGGUUCACUUACAGUUACUGUGUCCUGGCCAACCGAGGCUUCUCCUCUGGGAAACACUACUGGGAGGUGGAGGUGGAUAACAAACCUAAAUGGCGUCUUGGUUUGAUCAAAGGAACGACCAAUCGUAAGUCCAAGCUGGUGAAGAACCCAGAGAGUGGAGUGUGGCUGAUUGGACUGAAGGACGGAGUUUAUGAAGCCUUCUCUUCACCCAGGGUGGUCCUUCCAGUGUCGACACCCCCCCGCCGGGUGGGACUGUUCCUGGACUACGAGGGUGGAGGUCUGACCUUCUAUAACAGCGACAGCCCUGACGAGCUGGGCUUCAUCUACAGCUUCAGGCUCGAGUUCCAGGGGAAAGUCUACCCCCUACUGGACAUCUGCUGGCACAACCGAGGAUACAACAAACAGCCCCUGGUGCUCCCCCAGCCUCACAGGGAGCAUCCCCUCCCCCUCCCCAAGCCCCAGAAAGAGGACAAGUGACGGAGUCCUUCUUUAUUAAACUGGUAUAUUUUCAGUGUCAGCUGAGAUCAUCAUCAGUGUCUUUAGUACCGUGUGAAUCUGAAAUGUUUCCAAUAUGUAAAUAAAAAAAUCCAUCACUAAUCAGCGACUGUUUUUAUUCAGGCAUCAUCUCAGAAUAUUUGUCCGGUGUGAGUUAGCUUCAGUUGUCUGUUAUUUUACCAGAGUAGAGUGAAAGUAAAGUUAGACCACAGACUGAUGUCGGUGGUUUAUUUAGUGACCAGUAAUUCUAUUUAAAGAAACUGUUAAAGAAAUUCUAUGCAUGUAUAGAAACAUGUUCAAAUAUGACAUAUAUAAAAUAUGUGUAUGUACCAUAACACACUGGAUACACAUAUGACACAUGUAUGAAAAAUGUAUAAUACAUUCAUGUACAGAAACAUAGACAUGUACCACACAUGUAUGACACACAUUACACGUCUGACAUAUUCAUAACACAUGUAAGAACAGAAAUAUACAUGGUUGACAUGUAUGUACUCAACAGUUUCGUACACUCAUUUCAUGUUUGAUGUUUUUUAUGAGCAUUACAAUUCUCUAUAUAUUUAAACAUACG